Molecule: messenger RNA, 1017 nt
Organism: Dioscorea cayenensis subsp. rotundata (Guinea yam)
Lineage: Eukaryota; Viridiplantae; Streptophyta; Magnoliopsida; Dioscoreales; Dioscoreaceae
Product: adenylyl-sulfate kinase 3-like
Exons: 7
Coding region: 160-783 (207 amino acids)
Biological process (GO): sulfate assimilation
Molecular function (GO): adenylylsulfate kinase activity; ATP binding
Source: RefSeq, a predicted model, not a curated record
UCCAUUCAAUGUCUCAUCGCCAUUAACGCAAACACCUUGCGCUCCCUCGCUGUUCCUCAUGUUCCUCUCUACACUCCCAUAGAUUUUCAUUGCUCUUUGCGUCUCUUUCACCGUCUCUUCAAUCCUCCGGCAGGGUUUGGGAUAAACAAAUUGUCAUCCAUGUCUUCUGUUGGCAAAUCGACGAAUAUCUUCUGGCAAGAAUGUUCGGUGGGGAAGAGUGAUAGGGAGAAGCUGCUUAAGCAAAAAGGAUGUGUUGUUUGGAUUACAGGACUCAGUGGGUCAGGGAAAAGCACGCUAGCAUGCACAUUAGGUCGUGAGUUACACAAUAGGGGAAAGCUUUCAUACAUUCUUGAUGGCGACAAUCUUAGACAUGGGUUGAAUAAGGAUCUUGGCUUUAAAGCUGAAGACCGUGCAGAAAACAUACGCAGGGUUGGUGAGGUUGCAAAGCUUUUUGCCGAUGCGGGUUUAAUCUGCAUUGCCAGUUUGAUCUCUCCGUACAGGAAAGAUAGGGAUAGUUGCCGUGCACUGCUGUCAGAUAAAAGUUUUAUUGAAGUAUAUAUGAAUAUGCCUCUGGAUCUAUGUGAGUCAAGAGAUCCAAAAGGGCUUUACAAACUUGCUCGUGCUGGAAAGAUCAAGGGUUUUACUGGAAUAGACGACCCAUAUGAGCCACCUUUGAAUUGCGAGAUAGAGAUACAACAACAAGAUGGGAUUUGUCCCAGUCCCUGUGUGAUGGCCGGACAAGUUGUAACUUACUUGGAAGAGAAAGGCUUUCUUCAUGCAUAACCUAUCAAAUGUCCGAGUAACUCAUAUAUUUGAAAUUCUAACCAUUGAAUCUGUUCCAUUUUAAUAGUAUCAAGAUCAAGAACAAGCAUGAACCAUUCGUUUUUUUUUUUUUUAUUCAUAAGUGAUUGUUCUGCAGUCCUUUUACCUCUUCUCUCAUGUUAAGCAUGCAGAGUUUUUUUUGUAGCUACAGUUAUACUUAAAUGAUCAAGUGUAUCUCUACAUUUCCAUGCAGAA